GCGCCAUGGCCCCGCGCGGGCGCUGCCGGUGGGCGCUGCUGCUGGCCUGGCUGCCGGCCGGCUGCCUCUCCCUCCUGGUGACAGUGCAGGAUGUUGAGCGUUACACCACCUUAUUUGCGACUGUCAUCCUCAAGUGUGACUAUAGCACCUCAGCACAGCUGCAGGACGUGGUGGUGACCUGGCGCUUCAAAUCCUUCUGCAAGGACCCCAUCUUUGACUACUACUCAGCCUCAUACCAGGCUGGUUUAGCCCUUGGCCAGGACCCCUCUAACGACUGCAAUGACAGCCAGCGGAAGGUGCGCAUUGUCAUCCAGAAAUUUGGGCAGAAGGACCCUGUGCUGGGCAUCGACUACCAGCAGCGAAAGAUCACCAUUCAGAACCGAGCAGAUCUUGUCAUCAGUGAGGUCAUGUGGUGGGACCACGGCAUGUACUACUGCGCUGUGGAAGCACCAGGAGAUACCUCAGGUGAUGCAGACAAAGAAGUUAAGCUGAUUGUUCUCCACUGGCUCACAGUACUCCUCAUCAUUCUCGGUGGCCUUCUCCUCCUUCUGCUGAUUGGGAUAUGCUGGUGCCAGUGCUGCCCCCAGUAUUGCUGCUGCCACAUCCAGUGUGGCUGCUGUCCAACACGGUGCUGCUGUAAUCAGAAAGUACUGGAACGGCACCAGUUCAUGAAGCGGGCUCAGGCACUUGCACCUUGGUUAUCACCCAACAUGUUCUACGGAGCUGGUGACAGGAACUCAAAACUUUCCUCUUACCAGCUGAACCCUCUGCUGCAACAAGAUGUAUCUCUACAGAACAGUCUUGCACUGGUGCAGCCACAAGCCCAGCUUUCCCAUAAGAGCGGUGUUCUGGACUAUCUGGAGUCUGAAAUCCAAAACCUGAAUGUGUCCCAGCCACGGGCGCCUCCCCACCAGCGGCAGGCUGUGCAGCCCAGCUUGCUGUCCUCGCUGGGCUCCAACAUCCUGCCACCUCCUCUUACCGACCACAUCUCCUCCAUCCAUGGCAGCAGCAGCUCCUCACGGCCACACAGAGCUGCCUGCACCCCCAGGCCCUGGGACUCCGCAGCAGAGGACAGAAGGGAAAACCGGAGGUGGCCCUUGCCUUCCAGUGGGGAUUCUCAUUCCAGCUACAGUCAGGAGCCUUGGGACAGACAGAGAGAGGAUCAUCCUCAGAGGCAGAGGACAGGUGGCUACAAUGGCAGGCCCCAGCACUCCAGACGGGAUGUGUCACCCCCACGCCAGGCUGAGAGGGGCAAGAGCAGCAGCAGUUUCUAUCCAGAGGAGACCAAGGAGCGCUCCAGCCACCAUCGUGGUGGGAGGCAGGAGCCCGGGGGAAGGCGAGAAUAUGAGCACCAUGCUGGGAGGAGCAAUUACUCUGGCCAGAGGCGACACAGCUACUCCCCCCCAUCUUCUCGCAGGGGCUCGUGGAGCUCCUCAGAGGAGCAGGUCCGUGUCCCGGUGUCAAACCGCAGGCGGAGGAACCGCAGGUCCCGGGAGUGGCCAGAAGAGAAACCCCCCAGUUACCGCUCCUUAGAAAUCAUCCCAGCUCAGGACAAGAAGCACAAAAGCAGUGCAGGGACCCGCUCGGACAGAGGAAGUUCCUACAGUGGAAGAAGCAUAGUCAUUUGAUGUCAAUACUGGAAGAACUAAGAUUCCCACUGGACUCCUCCUAGUUUUUCUGUUUAGGUUGGGAUGGCUGCUUUUGAUUGAACAGACAAACAGCAAUAAAACAGAUGAAGCAGCUUCCCCUUAGGCUUACAACUCUGAAGAAUAUUUGUCUAGUGCCAUGAAAGCCAUACAUAACCUAUUUUUAUUGCUGUGAUUUGGAAAUUUAGGUUGGGCUAAGUUCUAAUGGGCUGAGGUUUGUUGAAAACAUUUUAGUAGAAACAGCAGAUUUGUUCACUAAACAGUGUAUUCCCAAUCUUUAAAGAGAGAUACCAGUUCUCUCUGUUAAGUGUCGUGGCACUGCAGGGAGCCCAGCCUGUAGAAUGCUGGUGCUUUGCACACCAGUUACCGGAGGAAGGUUCCAAUGUUCACAGAGUUGUAAAAUCACAAGACAGUAGAAAAAUUUAUAUUGGAAGCGGCCUCUGGAGGUCAUCUGAUCCAGUGCCCUGGGAGCUUUGUGGAGGGAGGCACAACAUCUUUCUAAGGCCCUUUGUUUCUAAGGCCUCAGAAUGUGUAAUGUUUGUUGCUUCUGCCUGGCUGCUCAGCAUAGCUGGGACAGUUGUGUCCUUUUGUCCCCACUAAGCCUCUCUCCCAAACAGGAGGAUCACAGUGUUGGAAGAAUGUUGAGUGCCUUAAUGAUGUCUCACUGGCAUGUCUGCAAAUUGCCAGCUUAUCUGCUCUUUACUGACUGAAAGAACCUGUUCUUCUUUGAGCCUAGACCUUAGUGCCUUAAAAGAUACUUGUUCUAGCCUUUCAUCCAGAAUUGAAUUUAUUUGUAAACUUAAAUUUAUCAAGGUUUGUCCUUCCCUACAAGGACUGAGCAAAGUAUGACUACUCUUCUUUAUACCAUGGACCAGAAUUUCCUUCAGCUCAAGUAAGCAUGGUUUUGGUGAAUAUAUCUUGCCUAAGCCAUGUACUUUUUUCCAUAUAUUUUAUAUUCUCCCUUUCCUCUCCAUGCCAUGUAUCAUAUACAUGGGGUGGGAUAAAGGGCUCUAGGGAAGUCUUAUAGUCACCAUUUUUACUUGAUCUUUACCCUGACCAACCCUGCAUGUGUGGUGCAUCUGAUCUGGAGCUGGAUUGUAGGAUUUCCUCAGUUCCCACCCUGACACUACAAUACAGAAUUUCUCCAUGCUUUGAGACCAGUUGUGAAGGAGAACUUGUCAUUUCUGCUUGAUGAGAUUAAUCCACUGUUUUAAUUUAAAAUGUGCUGGAGAAAGAGGAGUUCUGUGGAUGCUGGCUGCUUCCACGGGAAGCUGUCUUGCCAGAGGCGCUUCUUGGAUUUAAGAGACUCUGGUUGGUGAGGAGCUUUUGGAGAAUCUUGUGAAUUUUUUUGUAACCCAGAGGCACUGGAGAUUGGCCAGUACCAAUGACUGUCUUGCCUAGCUUAUUUCCUAGCCUGUCCCACAUGGCUUGCUACUUGCUACUGUUACACUUGCUACUGUUUGGUUUUUAAUGUCCUAAUUACUGAUGUGCUUAUGCUUUUCCCUGGAAAACGUGGAGAGACUUUCACUUUCUCCACCUUUUUUUUUUUUUUUCUUUUCUUUUGACAAUGAUGGGAAACAUCACACUUUGAACAAGUGGUUCUAGCUUCCAGUGUAGUUGCUGGUCAAAUGAGGGCUAGUCAGAGUGCUCAUCUUCCUACAGUUUCUUGGCUGAACAUGCUUAUUUCUAAUUCCUGCCUAUGGAGAUAAAGUAGGAGGACCAAGGACCUUCUCUGGUUGACUUUGUUUCAGCACUGGAGGCCUACUUUUUGAAGACAGAGGGUCUCUUUCUUACUGUUGAUGGCUAUCACAAAAAUUAAAAAAAAAAAGAGCCAAAAGACUGACUCCAAUGUUUUAAUUCAAGAAAGGAGGGCUGUAAUUAGCAUUGUGCUUGUCUGCAUUAGGCCCAGACUGAACAGUGUGAAUUGACCCAUGAGUCACGUUUGAAAUACAGGGAAUUGUGUUUGCAGAACUUGCAAAGCUAGGAUCGCUCUUGUAUCUAUCAGCCACUGUCUGUGGAUCAUUUUUUUCUAAUUUUGUAACAUGCUUAAGAUUUUAUGAACCACCUUUUUGUAUGAUGGAUUAUUUUUAUUAGUUAAGAGGCAUUUAUGAUGACUGCAAUGACAGAAAAUUAUAUGGGGCUGCUUCUUCCAAAACUAGCAACCAGUUUACAUGUUAUUAGAUAUUUACCUUCUGCUGACUUUUAGCAGAUUUCCAGGGCCCUGCAGAUUCUACCCUUGGAAGCUGAAUUGGUAACUUGGAAUUUGACUCUUUCGUUGUGCCUCCAAUAGGUUCAUACAUUAUGCAAGACAACUUUUUCCUGUCCUAGCCCAAAUGUCCAGGCUUCAGGAAAGGGCUGCCUCUUUCUCCAUCAAAGAGUAGAGACUAUUUGAGACACACAGUGAGAUUCCAAGAUAGUUGCAUGGAAGGAGUUCACUUUCCUUCACAUUCAAAUGUGUACAAGCCAACACGUAUCCAGCAAGUUUUCCCAAGAGCAAGAAGCCACUCACUGCAAGAUGACUCUCUCUGUAACAGGAGUAGGUAUUGGAGCUGCUGGAGUAUGAGCACACCAACAGCAGAAGUGGUGCUUUUUUAUAUCCAUCCUGUGAAGGAGCCCUCCAUCUUUCUUUGGUCCUGUAGUCCCCAUAAUUGAGCUAGGGUGACUAAUUGUAGAUUUCUGAACACAAUUCACAAAUUGUGAAGUCUGAAGGGUUUUAUCUAUAUCAUAUUCGAUUUCCUCUUCAGUGACUUUGUUCAUGUUUAUAGAAACGUUAAACAAAACUCUUCAGGGAAAAUUGAUUGUAUCUCUGUGUUAAUUCUGUAACUUCUUAAAUUGUGACAGAAGCAGAUUGGGUGAUCCAGCGGGGAAGCAGAAAUUAUACCAGGCUUACUGGUCUGCGGACCAGUGUGGUUCAUAAAGCACCAGUUGGUGGGCUGUGAAAUAAUGACAGAGGAAAUCUAUCUUUUUGUGCUUUACAACUGCAAGCAGAAAGAAAAGUGGGAAGGAAAUGGGCUCUGCCUUAGAUGCUUAUUUCUGAUUUUAAUUGGCUAUAAAUGAAACCCAUUGUGGCAGCAUUGUACAAUACAACGUGGACCCUUUUCCUGUAAGAUCACAGGGUCUUUGACUUUUUAAGAGAGAGAGUGAACAGCUCCAAUACAGCACACUGAAAGAAAUAACAGUAGGAAAUAUCCUAGCCCCAUUCUUUUUACAUUGCAAUUUAUUCAUGCUUAAUUUUUUAGCCAUUCCAAAGAGCUGAUUUUCAUAUCUCAGCCCAUUUGUGAUGGAAAAAGUUGAAUAUUUCACAUAUGGAAGAUAUUGCUAUUCUAGAUUUUUGUUCUUCCGUUCAUGCCAGAAGAACAAGGAAAAUACCUUACCCCCAAAGAAUGAAUCUUUUGUCGCAGAUAAAGAGCUUUCAUAGCCACCAGUGUUACCCUGAUUUAAAAUAAUGUAAUGAGUAAGUGACCAUGCCAUGCAGGGCCAGAUAAGGUCACCCAUGCUACAGUCAGCUGCUUUCUACCUCAGACCAGAGAUGCAUAAGAGAGAUAAAGAAUCGUGUGAUUUUUUCUUUGAUUAAGAAAGUACUUGCAAUAUCUGGCUUUCUUGCUUAUUUGCAGAGCGCCCUGCCAUUCUGGAAUGCCAUUCCAGGAACGGGGAGCAAGGGCUGCUUCUGUGCAAUCAUUGAUCUGCGGUCUUGGCAAGUGCCUGUUUGGCACUAGAAAGUGCUGAAACACCCAGCUGCUAUCUCUGGGAUUGUAUUCAUGAUAGCACUGCCUAAAGUUAGACUGACUUCAGGACUGGGAACUUGCCUUGUGUAACACCUGCAAUGCAAAGCUCUAGCAGUAUGAAUUGCCACACAGGGCAGCUAAGUCCCUUCUGUUACUACCUCCUGCAGCACAUCAGUUUAAAACAUCAUCUUAGAGCCUCCCAUUUGUUGACCUGACAUAAGAAAGAAAUGACACUUGAAGUUAUCUUAAAUUAACCCCUCCAAGUAAUGACUGUUCAUUCCUGUUUCUGCUAAGUUUAAUGCCUAUGAUGUGCCUUGUGCUGGUCUUCUGAAUGUUAUUCCAGCUGUAAAAGAAGAUAAUACAUGUGUAGAUUGUCUUCAAUGACUGUCUAAUGUGUAAUUGAAAUAUAAGAGAACUUUUAA
Molecule: messenger RNA, 5793 nt
Organism: Pseudopodoces humilis (Tibetan ground-tit)
Lineage: Eukaryota; Metazoa; Chordata; Aves; Passeriformes; Paridae
Gene: ILDR1
Product: immunoglobulin like domain containing receptor 1
Cellular component (GO): plasma membrane
Molecular function (GO): high-density lipoprotein particle receptor activity
Source: RefSeq, a predicted model, not a curated record